Morchella sextelata is the source of this 1461-nucleotide messenger RNA. RefSeq lists its product as uncharacterized. Bases 1 to 1461 code for a protein of 486 amino acids. The transcript has 2 exons. The record is from RefSeq and is a predicted model, not a curated record. NCBI's taxonomy places the organism in Eukaryota, Fungi, Ascomycota, Pezizomycetes, Pezizales, Morchellaceae.
AUGACGACCCUUCUUCCUCUUCGCUGCUGCGCCUCUCGUGCUUUGUCGUCAUCCUCUCGAGCGCUGCAGCGCUCGAAUGCAGCUGCAGACAGCGGCUUUGUGCUCCCCCGUGCCCGUGCUGCGCUCUCCGGCGGCCGGCAGCGGCGGAGCUAUGUGGUUCUGCGGACGGUGCUGAACCCGAGGUCGCCCGAUCUCCAACCCCCCACCGACCUCCCCUCCCCUCCAAAAACCAUCCUCCUCCUCACAACGCCCAAAUCCGCCACCCACAUCACCGCCGACGCCCUACAACCCUGGACCAACGACGGCACCGUCUCGCUCCUCGCCGCCGCCGUCGAGUCCCUCCCCGGCGCCCCCGCCGGCACCCGCGCCGACACCGGCCACAGCUGGCUCAUCACUGACCACGACCUGUCCAUCAAGCUCCCGCCCGUCAAGGAGCUCGCCCGGUCAUUAACGUUCUCGCUCCCCUCGCUAUCCACAAAGAUCACCCUCCCGCUCGCAAACACGCUCUUCCACAACGGCGCCGCAUCGACAUUGCUGCACCUCCCGCCGGCCGUAAAGGAGAUCCCAGUACAGAUCGAAGCCGCAACAGGACUCUCCCCUAACGAUGCGCUGGAGUUUGCGAACGCACAGCAGGAUAUCAAGGAGGCGUGGGACGAGAUGGGAGAGCUCAUGAAGCUGAUCGGACAGCGCACCGGCGUCGUGCCAGUCAAGGAGCACGAGAUCGGCACCGUGGAGAUCACGCUGCCGGCCGACUGCGUCGCCGACACCCCCUUGAAGGCCUCCCUCCCGCUGAAAGCACUCACGCCGCCGCGCAGGAUUGCCGCGGGGCUCGGAAACAUCUUGAAGCAGCUCGACGGCGACGGCGACGGCGCGGCGCGAGCCGCGAGCCGCGAGCUCGAGAAGGCCGUGACGGAGUAUGUCGGCGCGCAGGACGCCAACGCGGGCGGCGUGUCGGUGUUUGCGCGCCUUACGCCGCGGGACCCGGCGGAGGGGGCGUAUGAGUUCCUGGCGCCGGGGGUGCGCGUGCAUAGGGUGUUGUCGGGCGGCGGGGGUUGGGGGUCGAAGGCGGGGCUGCUGUCGCUGGAUCCGCAGGGGGAGGCGGAUGUGGGGGGCUUUGCGGAGGGGUUUGAGAAUAGCGUGUUUAAUGCUGUGGGGCAGCCGGGGGCGGAGGGGGAGGGGAAGAAGCCGACGGGGAUUGUGACCGUUGGGGAGUGGGUGCAGUUCUUCGCGGCGGAAGUGCCGAAGGAGGAGGGCGGGAGGGGGAUGAGGUUGGGCAGUGUGCCGAAGGUGGAGGAGCUAAUGGUGGGAGAGGAGGGGAAGGUUGGUGGCGGGAAGGUGCACGAGGGGGAGAGGGUGCUGGAGGGGGUGUUUGGAGGGUUUGCGGAACAGGGGGUGUGGGUCGGGGGGAAGCUGUUGGAUGUGCCCUUUGCGGAGGUGGAGGUCGGGGUUAAGGAGGAGUAG